Messenger RNA from Coregonus sp. 'balchen', 1827 nucleotides. The record is from the annotation of a GenBank genome assembly. Lineage: Eukaryota; Metazoa; Chordata; Actinopteri; Salmoniformes; Salmonidae.
AUGUUCUACACAUGUGGUCCAAAUGAGGCUAUGGUGGUGUCAGGUCCAUUCUCUAAUCAAUACAAUUCUGUUCUCCAUUUAUAAACAUAUUACAUUAAAGAGCUGUAGGAUGGUAGUAAUUCUCUCAUGCGUAUCUCACCAUCCUCCCUCUCUCUCUAUCUCUGUUCCUCAGGGUUCUGCCGUUCUCCUCCAGUAAUGAUUGCUGGAGGCAGAGUGUUUGUGCUUCCCUGUGUUCAGCAGAUCCAGAGGUACGGUCUCUUUUCCUGUUCAUGUCUGCAAACGCAUAUAUUGGCCAUGUAUCGCCAUUUACCAUUGUUUUGGGAUAUCAUACUACAGCAUUGUGGAAUGAUUAUAUCUCUCCCUCCUUUCCUCUCUUCUCUCCCAGGAUCUCCCUGAACACUCUGACGCUGAACGUGAAGAGUGAUAAAGUCUACACCCGCCAUGGGGUUCCCAUCUCAGUCACUGGUAUUGCCCAGGUUUGUCUCUCCAUCGUUCUCUGUCUCCGUUUCUUCCUGAGCCAAUGUAACUGCACUAUUCUGUUACAGUCAUUGAAACAGGUUUAGACACCCUAGUUUUGAACUCAAGUGUAAGGGCUUUCUUUAAUGAAAUACAUAUCAAGUAGCCAAUUAAAACUUGCCAUCUGUUUUGCUUAUAUCAAUCAUUUAUACACUGGCAUUAAAUGAUUAAAUACCUCACUCGCUUGUGCUGUGGACAGAACAGAGUAACCCUGCCUGUUUGAGUGUUAAUACAACUAUUCCUGCUGUGUAGUUGGGUAGUGUACAGCAGAUGCUUCUGUUUGUUUAGCACUGUGCACACCUGAGUCGUGUUCAUUAAUCACCAACAACAGAGUAAAACAGGGAGGGGCUACCUGAACUUCCUCAUAAAAUGCACAUUUUCGUUUUCUGUUUCAAUUUUUAUUUCAAUGUUUUCGGUUGCGUACCCUAAUGAACUAUUAACCUGUGUUCUCUCCUCCCUCCAGAUGAAGAUCCAGGGGCAGAACAAGCAGAUGCUGGCCGCAGCCUGUCAGAUGUUCAUGGGGAAGUCAGAGGGCGAGAUCGCUCAAAUAGCCCUGGAGACGCUGGAGGGUCACCAGAGGGCCAUCAUUGCCCACCUGACUGUGGAGGUAAACUUGACCUUUUUAGCACAGCUGUGCUGCGGUCGUUGGCACAAGGCGAAGCCGAGUACCUGCCGAGUAGAACUGUCUUGUGACAUACCAUAACAAACAGACCAUAACAAACAGACCAUAACAAACAUACCAUAACAAACAGACCAUAAGAAACAGACCAUAACAAACAACAAAUGAAACAGUUUUAUAUAUACAGCCGAACCAUAGUCAUAUGGAAAUCUAUUUCUGGCUAUGUGUUCAACUACAUAGUAACAUGAUGGAGAGGGAACACUGCAUCUUUUCACUGUCAAAUGAAAGUAUAUUAACAUAGGUGCUAACUCUGUUAUUUCACCCCCUUCAGGAGAUCUAUAGGGACCGUAAGAAGUUCUCGGAGGAGGUGUUCAAGGUGGCCUCGUCCGACCUGGUCAACAUGGGCAUCAGCGUGGUCAGCUACACGCUCAAAGACGUUCACGACGACCAGGUGUGCUUUCUCUCUCUACUUUCAAUGGACACUCCAUUCUUGCAACUGAUCCAAUGCUAGGUAAAUAAUGGACACUAGAUGGAUGCCAGGUAAAUAAUCGACCCUAAACGAAAAGCAUGUUGUUGUCUUCCUCUCUGUGGUUCAGGACUACCUCCACUCCCUGGGGAAGUCCAGGACCGCCCAGGUGCAGAAAGACGCCCGCAUCGGAGAGGCCCAGUUCAAGAGGGAUGCUGUGAUCAGG